AGAGAGCUCACAGGAAGUCCUCUCACCCGUUAGCGUUAGCUUCACAGCGGAGCAUUCAGGCCCAGUCAAAACAAUGCAGCUUAGCUGGCCUGCUGCGUCUGACCAGCGGCUAAUAUUCAGCAAAUUAUUAACGGGAAACCCCGCCGAACAGUUCGUGUCCAGCCAGUGUUGCGUUUAGGUAAAGUUUAGUCGCUUCGUUCUCGUGGUUAGUUUAAUCUUGAGCUGUCUGCGUGGACGCGUUUCCCGUGGGUGUUUGUGUUUUGUUCUCGGUGAUGGCUGGGAACGGAGACGGCUAACGGCAGCCUGAGAGCGGCGGAGGGGAGCGGCUGAAAACACGAAAAAAACGGGAAAAAUAAGAAAGAAAAGAGGGUGAAAACGUGUCGAAAUUAAAAAAAAAAGAUUAAAGCGCAUUGAUUAACCUCCUGGUCGGACGACUGGUUAUCAUGGUGGAGUAGGCGGCUCCGGGGUCGACGCUAACGACGCUCCUCUGACCGACCGACCGACCGACGGACGGUUCGCUCUCAACGGGGAGUCUCAUCAUGGCCCCGGGCUCUCUGGUGGCGGCCUGCCGCAGUCUGGCCCUCUCUACGUGGCUGCUGUCCUUCUGCUUCGUCCACCUGCUGUGCCUGGACUUCACCGUGGCCGAGAGGGAGGAGUGGUACACCGCCUUCGUCAACAUCACCUACGUGGACCCCGCUACCUCGGAGCUCCGCACCGAGAAGACGGAGUGCGGCCGGUACGGGGAGCACUCGCCGAAGCGGGACGCCAAGGGGGUGGUGGUCCUGCCCGCCGCCCUGCACGACCGCCAUGCCUGCGACCCCAACACCCGGUUCGCGGUGCCCACUCAGGCCGGGGCCUGGAUAGCGCUCAUAGCCCGGGGCAACUGCACCUACAAGGAGAAGAUCCGCAACGCUGCAGCCCACAAUGCCUCCGCGGUGGUCAUCUUCAACGUGGGGUCCACUAAUGCCAACGACACCAUCACGAUGCCUCACUCAGGUACAGGUGAGGUGGUUGCCAUCAUGAUCCCGGAGCCAAAAGGCCGCGAGGUCGCAUCGCUGCUGGAGCGCAACGUGACGGUCACCAUGACAAUCACCAUCGGGACAAGGAACCUGCAGAAGUACGUCAGCCGGACGUCGGUGGUGUUUGUGUCCAUCUCCUUCAUCGUGCUGAUGAUCAUCUCCCUCGCCUGGCUCGUCUUCUACUACAUCCAGAGGUUCAGAUACGCCAACGCGCGAGACCGGAACCAGCGUCGUCUUGGCGACGCAGCGAAGAAGGCCAUCAGUAAGCUGCAGGUUCGCACCAUCAGGAAGGGCGACCAGGAGACGGAGGCCGACUUUGACAACUGUGCCGUCUGCAUCGAGGGCUACAGGGCCAAUGACGUGGUCCGCAUACUGCCCUGCAGACAUUUGUUCCAUAAGAGUUGUGUGGAUCCGUGGCUGCUGGACCAUCGCACGUGUCCCAUGUGCAAGAUGAACAUCCUCAAGGCUCUGGGCAUCGCUUUGAAUGCAGAUUGCCUGGAUGACCUGCCACUGGACUAUGACCUGGCCCUGGGUGGCGUGGGCGGCGUCGGUGUGGGUGGGGUGGGAGGAGUCGGGGCCCUGGCUCUGGAGGCUGUGGUGUCUGGAGCAUCCAGUGACGGCACGUUGAGCGAGGGCGGCUCCUCUGUGGUGCUGGACCCUGGCGUGCGACGGGUGGGACUUCCACAGGACUACCAGGACCCCGACACCCUGAGGGACAGCCCUGUGACGGCCACCACUGAUACACACACAGGUGAGCUUCAGCCAAUGGCGAGCAGCGCCUCGGUGGCAUCACUGGUCAUCGCCGUGGAAACAGGUCUUUCAGACGAGGAGGGGUCCACGGAGCAGUCUCAGCUGGGGGACAAAUCCUGAGAGCAGCCACAACAGAACCAAACCAGAACCCGGGGCCGAAAAAACAGGCUCCAAUCAGGUUCAGACUUUAAACAGACUUCAGACAUUAAAACCAGACAGAGCAUGACUGGAACCAGGUUCUGGUUUGGACUGGUUCCAGCCAGCACCAGUGUUUGACUGGAAUUUUUUUGUUUGUUUUUUUUUUCUGAUACAGAACUUCGUUAAACCAAACCAACUUGUCUGAAGUGGACCUAAGUUGAAUAAAGGUUUGUAUUGGUUUUGAUAACCUACUGACCUGGUUCGGCUUCGUUUUUAGUCUCCUUCUGGAGUCGCUGUUUCUGUGGUGCGGCAAGGUCGGAUCCAGGAAUUAACCUGGACCAACACAGGUGUUAUCCAGUGUGUUUACCUUGGUCUGACCUUCCCCUCUCCUCUCCUCGGUUUAACCAAGAUUAAACUUAGUCUAACUAUCUGUCGUGGCUCUGUGCAGAUGUCUUCAUUGACCCACAUUUGCCUCAGUUCGUGCGGUUUCCAGAAAUAGACUAUCCACCUACUUUUUUUUUUUUUGGUCUUACCCAUCUGUUAUUACUGCUGACAAGCUUCCACAGUGACAGAAAGGUCAAAUAUAAAUCUAGUCCUUCAUUCACAUGUUGUGGAACUUGUCUGGAGAUUUCUUGUCUGAUUUCGAUGGACUUUCGGAGAGCAGAUAGGAUUCAAAUCUAAAUCUCCACGAGCCAAAACGAAUCACACGUUUAGUCACGGCUGCCAAAACAAAGUCGGUCGAUAUUCUGCUUCAUCUGUAAAACUGGAGGACCAAGUUCACGAGUGCAUGAGGACUCCAAAAGUACCAGGAAUCUAGAUGAACCUGCGUAUUUCCUCCUUCAGUAAGGAGUGCUCUUGCCUCUGGACCUAUUCUGGAAUAUUUUCUGUUACCUGGUUUUUCCAGGUAGUGAGGCACAACUAAACAAACCCUGACGGACAUGGUAUGAUGGCGGCUCACUUCUCGUUCCUUGUCUGGAUUCUUGGAAGAGUUCAUCUCUGCUUAAUUUAGCUAAUUUUGCCGCUGUUUCUUGAUGUGUGCGGUGACUGACUUUCAUAUUGGAAAGGAGGACUUUUAUUCUGAACAGACAAUUCAGCAACUUUUUUUCUUUUUUCUAGAGUUUUGCUAAAAGGUCGGACUUUGUCCUGGCAGUAUUACAGCUACAGUUUGACUGCAGUAUUGAAUAGAAACAGUAUUAUUUUUCUCUCUUAUUGCCUGUCUGUAUAAUUCAAGGCUUCUUUAUCUUUACAGUAUUCUGACAGUAUUCAGUUUGGAUGCUCUUUGUGCUUGGCUGUGGUUUUAAACAGGGUUCCCGGGUACAUCCAGAAAACUGGAAACACUAACAAAACACUCUUGACAGUUUGCAGGGCUGCACAGAAAACUUUUAAGUAUGAGGAAGGUUGUUAAAAUGUAAAUUCACUACAACAAUAAUGCAGAUUUUGUGACUGUAAAGCACAGAUAAAAACAAGUAAAAGGUAUAUAAACUAACAACAGUUUGUAAAACCUUUCGAAACUCGGCAUUAACGGAUCUUUUCUAGAUAUGGUUGUGAGAAAAAUGCCACCUGCACCACCACCUGUUCUCCUCUUUAAAUAGUUUGUGUUUAUACAAUUAAAAGAAAAAGAUCCGCAAGAUAGAAGUGUUGGAGAGACUUUCCUCACCAGUCUUCCAUCACGGCCCUCUCUCCUGGAUUUUAAACUUUGGUAAGCAUCAUCCAAACUUUGCCAGGUAGGAACCCUGUCUGUAGUGUUGCCUUGUUUUGAUUUAUUGCCCGUCCUUCUGUCUGUCUGCCUGACCGCACGUUACCAUGGCCUCAUGCUGCCUUUUUUAAAAAAAAAAAAAACACCUUGACCUUUAACCCUGUCAUCAGACAAUCAAGGAUCAAGUCUUUUGCUUUCCAGUCAGGGAUCUUUUUCUCUGAACUUAAGCAAACCUAAGAAGUGUUUUCAAACCCACAGUCUGUACACCACAGUAGGUGUUAGCUGCUGUUUCCAUUUCCAGAUUAUUAAUUAACACCACCAAAACAAGCCGUGAAAGACGAUUUUAAAAAGGUACCCAAGUUAGAGUUGUAGAAAUACUUUCAUAGCUGUAAACACAAGAGUUUAACAAAGAAUCCCUCCCUGCUUUAGUGAGUGUUGUUCACUCUAUGUGCAUCAGCUCAAAGCCGAACAUGUAAAUAUAAAAUGUAUAUUUCACAAGUUCACUACGCCACCGGUGUGCAGACUGCGCAGGGCUGCGGUCGCGCCGUGAGCUUCCUGAAAAACUGAGAGAGAUAAAGAGUGUCGUCUAUUUUGUUACCAGAGGAGACGUUUAUUUUUGUAAUGAAGACACCCAGCAGCAAGGACUGAUUCCCCCCCCCCCCCCCAACCUCCCCCACCCCACCCCCAUGACCCCGCAGCCUGGUGAUUCUCAAUGUGAUUGAGUAUUUAUCAGGUGGAUUUAUGUGUUAAUUAUUCGUGUAAUUGUACAUACAUACAGCACGCAAAGGACCUCAAAGAUACAAACCUAAACUAUCGUAAAUUUGUCCGUAAACAUUUGGGAUCUGAUCGUUUAUGUAGCCUGAUGAAGAUUGAACCUGAGAGAAUAGAGCUUGAGUGUAGGACGGAGAACCAACGCUGUACUUAGUUUUGUUCCCAUCUCUUUUGAUACUGGUGUUUUGUGCCAGUCUAAAUGGAAAAUAAGACCAGUUUAGAAAUAAAUGUAAAGAGUAUACGAGUCACAACUGUAUUGUAUCUAGAUAACAUAAUGUCAGACCUUUGUAAGAAAUUUCCUGGACCUGCAGACUCCAUAAAUUUAAGUAGAGCUGCAUCUUGCGAUCAUUUUUCUUAUGUACUAAUCUGCUGAUUAUUUUCACAAUUAAUAAUUUUGUUGGUAAAACAUCAGAAAAUGGUGAAAAAUGCCCAUCACAUCUCAGGGUCAAAGGUAACUUGACUUGUCUGUCCAACUGUUUAUCUAAAACCCUGAAAUAUUAAAUCUACAAUAAUGUUAGACCACAAAAAGCACCAAAUUCUCCCAUUGUCCAUGUUUGCUUGAAAAAUUACUUUAACAAGUAUUUGGUUAUCAAAAUAGUUGCUGAUUAAUAUUUGUAAUGGACUGACCAUCGCAGCUCUAAAGUAAAGCAAAUUGUACAACUAGCAUCCAAAUGUGGACAUGAUGUGAUUUUCAGUAAAUCAGUUGACUUUAUAUUACCGUACAACUAUAUGUAUGGAUAUUAAAGAGGAAAUUUAAUUGGUUUUAAUGAUGAAAAGUUCCAUUUUGGGGGAUUACAAUUGGUACCAAAUUGUAAGAGUCUGAAGCAGUACUGGUUUUGUGGUUUUAAGUCCUACCAUUGAGUUCAGUUUCUCUCAGACUCAAUAGAACAGAAAUACUUGUAGUAUUUUUUAAGGUUCUUCCUGCUUUGCUUCCUAAGCUUCAUCUUUCUUCUCUCCUCGCAGUUCAGUAUCAGGGCUGAGGACCAGUUCACUCUCAGUUCAGUCUGUUACCAAGUAUAUAAUAAACACUAGUUAAUUUAAACACCAGUAAAAUGGUGGAUAGCUUAUUUGCUGUAAUAUAUGAAGAUGAUGGAUUUGUAUGCCUUGUCUUGGCCAAUUUUCAGUGAAUCUUGUUUUAAUUAAAGUCACUUCUUUGUGUUGUAAGCUUUAUUUUCCAUGAAUUUUAUUGGGCGUCUUUUUAUUUUCACAUUUGCACUGUUUCAUUCUCUCACUUUUAUUAAUAUGACUUCAAUACUACCAUCAUGGUAGUGGAAAUGAACUCGACUAAACCCUCUGAAUCAAUUUUUGCUUUUCUUCUAGUGGAGACUGAGGCUACUGUGGCAUGCUGGUCCCCUUUAGGGCUGGGUAUUAAACAUAAAAUACUGCUUUGUUACUGACUGAAAUGGGUCCAUAACAAUAAGUUGAAAAACGUCAAGUACAGAAAUCUAUUAUUAAAUGUUUGGUCAGAUUUUGAAAUUUCUGUGCUUAUUUUUUGAUCAGAUAGAUAGAUUUAAAGUUAUAAUCCUUAACCAUUUCAUUAAAUCAAAACCCCAUUUUAAAUACAAUUUAUGGUUGACCUUUUUGUAAUUACCUCUCUGUAUGGUAUUUGUCAUUGUUGGUGGCGGAGUCCACUUACCGCCCUGUAUUCAAAUUGUGAUACAGGUUUGUUUGCCUGCACUGUAAAAAUAUCGGUUAUCAGGUUAUAUUUCGUGCUUUCCUGUUUUAUUUCUGACAAAGUAUCUGCUCAAAGAGUGGUAACUCUAGUGUUAAACCGCAUUUGCCGUUACCACUGGUGACCACAGGUGUCGCCAAAUUAACCAGGCUUAAAAUUGAAGGGAUUGUAACUUUAAAUUGAAAUGUUGACAGUUUAGACACAUUUUAUUUGAACACAGUUCACAUUUGGCUGCUUGUGUCUAAACAAAAUUGAAUGUGAACGUUUUUGAAAUUAUUUUGUAGAAAAACAUUUUAUAAUUUUCAAAGUAACCUAUAGGAACAAUGUAUAGUUUUUGUAUCAGUACCAAAACAAACAUAUCGCAUCAGCAUUAGAAAAACUUAGAAUGAUACCCAGCCCUAAUACCGCCCACACACUGUUAAUACAGAAUUUCGGUCAAUGAAAAUCUUUUGGUCAUGCAAAUUAAAUAUUCCUGCUCUUCCUUCAUUAUCAUUAGCAGUUUAUAAUGAAUUAACAUACAGUAUCUAAUGACAAAACAUUUUGUCCAAUCAAGACUUAACGAUUAAUGAAGCUGUUCUCCAAGAGCCAUUUUGGAAAUGUUCAUUGCUGCUGUCUUCAGAGCUGAGGAAACAUUUUCAUUUCAUGUUUACAAGGCAGAAAAAUUGUUCAUAACACUAAAUUAGGGACCAUAGAGUUUUCUGCCUUGUAACUUAGUCUGAUCUCCAUUGAAAACCGGAUCUCAUAACUAUGAUUUUCAUAUCUCAUAAAUAUGAUUGGUAUUUUAUAAUUAAAUAUCUCUUUCUUUUAUUGUGUUAGAUAUUUUUUGUUUGUUUUUUGGCAGAUGCAGCAAAGGUCCCUGGCUGGAAUCAAACCAGGGGCGUUCCCGUUAUGUGGCAUGUGCAGUAACCAUUCUGCUAUAGGGGUGCUCCACCAGAUUAUUUUUAGUAAAUAUGAGGACAUUAGGACUGCAACUAACGUCUCAUUUCAUUAUAGAUUAAUCUUCCAGUUAUUUUCAGGAGCACUGGUAAUUCAUUAAUUGUUUGGUCUUCAAAAUGUGAUUUUAAUUUUUAUAUAUUCCCUCAGCACAAAUUGAUUGGAAUUUUCAAAUUACUUAAUUUAUUUGACCAUCAGUCCAAAGGGCUGAUAAACUAAAAAAUAUUUAGUCUAAUUUCAUAUAUAACAAAGAAAAGCUUCAAAUCAUCACACUGGAUCUAUAAAAUGUUGAUGUUUGAUGAUUACAUUUUCUGUCAAAGGAUUACUCGACCAAUUGUUGCAGCUCUACACUCCUAAUUAUGAGAUAAUGCUCUUGUAAUUUUGAGUUAUGGAUCUUGAAAUUAUGAUGUAUUUUCAUAAUUAUAAAACACAGAUCCCACGAUUACAAGAAUAAAAAUCAUAAUUAAGACCUGUAUUCUCAUAAUUAUGAGAUGUUUUCCUGUAAUCAUGAGAUAUUCCAUCAUAGUUAUGAGAUUCAGGAGGUAUAAUUAUGAGAUACAGUCUUCUGUUAUUCAUUUAUUUAUUUUUAAUCUAAUGGGUUUAGUAAAGUUUGUGAAUAGAUCUAGUUAUUCCCCUUUUAAAUCAAAUUUUCAAGAAGCUAAUGUCAAUCCUGACCGCUAUGAUGAACCUCAAUGUGUUAAAAACGGGACCCUCAUGUCACUGCUAGUAAUGACGUCUGAUUGGUUCCUCUGCGCAGCCCCAUUGGCUGUUUAUCCCUGUACGCUGUGUUUUGAUUGGUUGCUCAGCCUCAUUUUGCUGAUGCACUUUAAUUCUGUUUCUCUGGAAGGUUCUGGAAAAAUCUCUUCUUGUCUCUCCCCUCACCUUUCUCGACAUUUUCUGCUUUUUUUUUGUCUUUUCUCUCUCGUUUCUGUUUGCUUGUUCAGAUUUCUUUGUUUGAAAUGUGUGGUUUUGUUUUGUGAGACAGUUUUUAACAUUUUGUGAAUUGAAACGAAACUGGAAAAUAAGGAAUAAUGUUUAGUAAACAUCAAAUUACACCUUGUAUGUAUGUGUACACCAACUGUUCUGAUUUGUCUUGUACUACAUGAUCUUUUUUCAUGAAGCAGGUGAAUCCUAAGCCACGUGGUCCCAUUAGGGAUUAUACAUUUCAAUGUCAUCUCUAAAGCAUGACUUUAAGGAAUUCUGUUCAAGUGAAGUUCUUAUUUAAUCAAAGCUUCGGAGAAGGAAAGUGUAGGGGGAAAGAAAAGAAUGCAAAACAAAAGAAAAAAAACAGAUCCUUCCAGAGAGAUGGUGAGAGUUAAGAGAUGAUCCGAUGCAUUUGUAGUCAUGGUAACCCUCUUGGCUACCAUGACAACGGAGUGUGAUAUGGUGUCAUGUGUGUUUCUACAAUAUUAACACAGACUUUUGUUUUACAGAACGUCUGUUUGUGUGAUCGUCCUGUGCACGCAAACACAAAAAAAACACACCUACAUACACACGUGUAAAUACAAGGCGGCGUGACGCCAUGUUGUUUCUGUGUUUCAGUUGUUGCACGUGUUCUGAUUCAGGACAAAAUUGAAAUAAAAUUUUACUGCAA
Messenger RNA from Thunnus maccoyii (southern bluefin tuna), 8573 nucleotides. RefSeq names its product RING finger protein 150-like. Lineage: Eukaryota; Metazoa; Chordata; Actinopteri; Scombriformes; Scombridae. The record is from RefSeq and is a predicted model, not a curated record. The transcript has 6 exons. The coding region runs from base 540 to 1889 and encodes 449 amino acids.